Molecule: messenger RNA, 2316 nt
Organism: Trypanosoma cruzi
Lineage: Eukaryota; Euglenozoa; Kinetoplastea; Trypanosomatida; Trypanosomatidae
Exons: 1
Coding region: 1-2316 (771 amino acids)
Source: RefSeq, a predicted model, not a curated record
AUGCCUUUUUUGUUGUGUUGGUUUUGGCCUACAUAUAAAUGGGGAGAAAGAGUUGUUUACAUUACAUGGAUGUGCAUUCUACUGCUGCGCAUCAUCGUCCGCCUCCUAUUUCCUUUUUUUUUUUUCUUUUAUUGUGUGUGUGAGUGUGUGUCUGUGGCGCUCAAUAGGAUGUCCGCUGAGGCGCCAGCGUUACCACCCAACACCACUAACGGGGAUGGGUCACAGCGCGCCCACAUGGAGGAUGACGUUGUGCCAGCUCAACGUGUGCGAUUGGAGGGAGAGGAGGAAUUUUCCAUUCGGCUUUGGGCGGCACGUGUUCAGUACAUGGAGAUGGCGAGGAUGAAUGGAAAUUUGGAGGGACACCACACACCACAUGGUCCUGUACUCCCACCUGGUUGGUAUAUUAACAUUAACGAUCCUGUUUUACUCACGUAUGACCCAUACUUUAGGUCCCAUGCGGCCAAGGCCGACGCGGCAUCUGCGCCACUCUUUAGCGCGAAAGAAGGCCGGUAUUACGCGGAAAGUGCCCUGCCGCUAUGCCGAGUGGAGGCCCACUCGCUCAAGUCUUGCCCUCCUGCGGGAGACUGCCUGACGGAUUUGAACAGAGAGGCUUUAGGGAACGUUUCUCCAUGCCGCACCGGCAAUGUUGUGGCAAGGCGCCGCAUUAAGGCUGGGGAAGUCAUCGCCAUGGACGUGUCGGAGCUCUGUGUUGUGGAGGACACGCUUGUGUGGCGUUUCUUUCCCCGCUCCUCUGCCUCCUGCAGGAAGAAAAAGGGUGGGAGAAGUGGUAAGGAAGAAAAAGGCCCCAUAAAGAGGAAUGGCGUCAGAUGCACCCCUGAAACGUUUUCACCUGAGAUCGUGGCCGCCGCACGUCAGAUUGUACUUCACGCACACGCGAUACGAAACGGCGUGUCAACGCUUGUGGAGACCGGCUUUGCCCAGCUGCUUGCAUCCCUGUUGCUGUGGUGUGGCGACAUUGAUCUGCUUCCGAGAGAGGAAGAAGUAAAAACUGCUUUCAAGAGUCUGGAGACGUGUGGUAACUUUUACAUUGGUCCCGUGACCUCAAGCGCGGCACUGCGCCAAUCGCAACGUGUGGAGGCGUUUAUUGAACGGUGGUGUGCCGUGCCAGUAGAAUCCGAUCCCCAUUUCACUGCCCUGCGUGGUGCUGCCAUGCUCCUGCUGCAGUGCAUUCCUCCGGCAUUGCUGUCGUGUGCCCAGAAAGAUCCAACUGAGGCAGGAGGUUGUCUUUCACUGCAAAAUGGCAACGCAUUUGUGGUACCACAUUACGGAUUUAUUCGGAGAAUGCGAUUACAUAGCCCGGACCGUCUUGCGCAGUUGCUGCUGGGCUUUUCCCGUGAAGCGGUUCCGAUUCAUGUCCCCGAUCUCCCCGCACGUAGUGGUUUUUUCCCUUUUCUUCGUCGUGUUCCACAUGAGUGUCGACCAAACAGUUUUGUCAUGUUUUUGGACUCGCCUGCAUCGCACUGCUACGGUGAAGCAGGGUUCUUUGAUUAUAACACGACCGGUAGACAUCUCGACGGGGAAACGAGGGCCGAAGCACCCGUAUCAUGGGGGUUUCCCUGUUCGGAUCGAGUCUUUCUUCCAUCUGUGGCAGUUCUUGUGGCAUGUCGUGAUAUUAAUUGCGGAGAACAUAUUUCUCGUGGUCUGUUUCAGUCGGUCUUUAUGACGCAGCCGCAACGAUCGAAGAUUGUGCGGCAACUCUUUGGAGUGCCGUGUAGUUGCCGUUGGUGUGUUGAAGAGCCCGAUGUAGCGCGUGCCUUCCGUUGCCCGCAAUGUCCCCGUAAUUGUGGUGUCAUUUGUCCCGUUGGGGAUGGCAGCCGCCUCAAAGAGUGGGUUUGCCUUCAGUGUGGGUAUCGUCCUGACGUGAAUGAGGUUCACCGCUGCCUUGACGAGGAGCAGGAGCUGGCAAGAGUUAAGGCGGAUAAGAUGAGUGGAUUGGUGCGUCUAUUGCAGGCGGAUACAGUACACUACAGUCAUGCUAUCGUUUUUCACAAGAUAGAUGGAUGGUGUCAAAAGGCGUGGCAGGGCCAGGAUGCAUCCAUGUGUCUAGAGUAUCUGGAUGUCAUGCAGAAAAGUGUUCAUCGUGUGCUGGAUCCGUGUGACCCGCAGGUGGCACAGGUGCAUGAAUUUACCGCUCAAGUCAAUCAUACGGUGGGUUCUGCACAUACUGCACGUUACGAGUACUUUCUCGCACUGCAGAUUCGUCUGCGUGCUGGGAUGCGCUACGCACACUGGACACGUAAGACAUGGUUCAUGGCAGCUGAAAAGUCUCUGGCGGAAUUUUUGGAUAGCGUCUGA